This is a messenger RNA of Caenorhabditis remanei, 1656 nucleotides long. RefSeq lists its product as uncharacterized. The record is from RefSeq and is a predicted model, not a curated record. The transcript has 8 exons. Gene Ontology annotation, molecular function: protein tyrosine kinase activity; ATP binding. NCBI's taxonomy places the organism in Eukaryota, Metazoa, Nematoda, Chromadorea, Rhabditida, Rhabditidae. Gene Ontology annotation, biological process: protein phosphorylation. The coding region runs from base 1 to 1656 and encodes 551 amino acids.
AUGAUCCAAACACGAACUCACGAGCAAACUCUUUCAAAAGAACCAUGGUAUCAUGGACUGUUGCCACGUGAAGAUAUGAAAGUGUUACUGACACAGAGGGGAGAUUUCCUCGUAAGAUUCACUGACCCAAAAAUUGGAGAAUCAAGGAAGUUUGUUCUAUCAGUUUAUGUUGGAAUUGCGGACGAUAUCCGUCACUACGUCAUCAGAGAAAUGGAAAACAAAUUUGCGGUGGACGUGAAAUGGUUUGCCACGAUUCCAGAUCUUCUAAACUAUCACCAUCGUACCAAGGAGCCAGUUGCUAGUGGAUGUGCAGAGUCAGUACUUAUCCGGCCAAUUGGUCGUGAACCGUGGGAAAAACAACACUCUGAUGUGACAUUGUUGAAGAAACUAGGUGAAGGAGCAUUCGGAGAAGUUCAGUUAGGAGAGAUUCGAAUUGGAAAUACGGUCAAGAAAGCGGCUAUCAAACUAGCAAAAUUGGAGUCAUUGACCAAAGAGCAAAUCAAAGAAAUAAUGCACGAGGCGAGGUUAAUGCGAAAAUUCAAACAUCCGAAUGUUGUUACUUUUUACGGAGUUGCUGCAGGACAGGAACCGUUGAUGGUGAUUAUGGAAUUGGCUGAAAAUGGCGCGCUCGAUUCAUAUCUGAAAAAGAACACUGGCUCAUUGUCAAUGUCCAAAAAGAAUGAUAUGGUCUUUCAAGCAGCUCUUGGAUUGGAAUACCUCCAUUCUCUUCAAAUCAUCCAUCGAGAUAUCGCUUCCAGAAACUGUCUUUAUGGAGGAGGACAAGUCAAAAUAUCGGAUUUUGGAAUGUCCAGAGAGGGGACCAGUUAUCGAUUGAAUCCUUAUAAAAAAGUUCCCAUCAGAUGGCUGGCUCCAGAAGUUCCACGCACCGGAUUCUAUACUCCAAAAACCGAUGUUUUUGCCUACGGAAUCAUGUGUUGGGAAGUGUAUCAUGACGGAACAGAACCGUAUCCAGGGAUGAAAGUGGCUGAAGUGUUGCCACGUGUACAGGAAGGAUAUCGAAUGCCUUUCGAGGCAGGGGUUGCCCCGGCUGUUGUCAAGUACAUCACAGAAAGAAUAUGCUCGGCUACAGAAUAUGAUCGUGUCACAAUGUCUGAAAUAGUUCGUGAACUUCCGAGCAUUGAUGGAUUCGAACAAGCUCCCGGAUCCAACAGUUACUUCGAACUUCCCAAUAAAAUCAAAAAAGAAGAUCUUACACCAUCGAAACAAUCUCCACUCGUCAACAUUCUUCCACGUGUUUCUCAACCAGUUUCUGCUCCAUUCGCAGCUACUAAUCAAGUUGUAAAUGUGCUCCAGGCUCCACCCACUUAUCUGGACCGUGCCCCAGACAAACCGGAGAAGACAAUGCAACAGAAGAAGUCAGUUUCCAUUACUACUACUACGGAGGAGGGAAACAAAAAGAGUAAAACUCCGAUUCGUACUCGUAUUACAAACUUCCAAAACUUCCGUGGUACUCCUUCGAAUAACAAAAGUCAGUCGGUUUCGAUUGCUGCAAACACACAGGCAAAUGCAAAAGCGAAAAAGAAGAAUAAACAGUCGUCGUCAUCUUCUGUUGAUGCUCCCACAUCAUCUGGAUUCUCUGUUCUUAGUAUCUUUCAGAAAAAGAAACCCAGUGGAGAUAAGAGUGAAGGUUUAUGA